AUUGUACUGAAAGUAAUAUUCAAAUUUCGUUGGUUAAAAAGUGCAAUUGGUUUUCGUUCUCACGAAGUCAUUUAAAAUCAAGGAGAAUUGAAAACCAAACAGUCUAUUGGUAUGGAAUCUGAUGAUAGCUGCGAAAUAUCCUCGGUAAUUACAAGAGCAGAUACCAAGUCUGAUUUAUCUGAUAAUCAUAUCAGUGGCUGGAGUAGUCAUCAAAAUUUAAGGAAAGCAAACUAUCCAAGUUGCGAUGGCUACCUAUCAAACGUAGAGGUAUUAUCAGAUAGUUGCCCAAACAAACAAUUUCACAUAUUUUUGCUAAAGCUGAGAGAACAAAGAAGGAAGAUUAAACUCCUGGAACAAGAGCGUAUUGGCUUUUUGGAACAAAUAGCCAGUCUCUGUUCAUCUUUAGAAAAAAAGCAACAAGAGUUGGUUGACGUUUUGAAACUUUCGGAAGAAAAAGCUAAAUAUCACGCUCAUUACAUGACGGAGGUUAGUAGUCUACUAGCCGAACUGAAAACACUAUUUUCGGAGCAUUCAAACUGUUUUAAUCCAGAAAAUCAGAUUUUAAUAGAUCAGGGUGAACUUGGGGAUAAGAAUGAAGUUUCAAAUGGUACCGGUACUGAAAAAGUACCCUCCAAUUCCACUAUUGGUUCAAUGAAAGGCGCUCUUCGUUCGGAAUUUCAGAAAGAUCAUCGUGGUCGUGCUCUAAUUAAUGCACUUUCUACUACUGUAAAUGCUGCCAAAAAUAUGAACAGCAAAAAAUUGUCGAAAAGCGAUCAUCCUCCACAAACCCAACAAAUAUUUGAUACGUUAUCAUCCAAACCUUUAAAUAGUUCUGAUCCUAUUAACGCAUCCACAAAUCAGUUGCCUAAUAAAUUAAAUCGACACGUUCAGGUGACAAAAAAUCUUAUAGCUUCAGAUGUUUGCAUAUUACCAUCAUUUUGUUGGAACACUGACCAUGUUUUGUACUGGUUACGUGAAUAUGUUUGCUUACCUGGUGGAUGUUUGGAAGCUGCUAGUCGACUUCGUUUAGAUGGUAAACAAUUAACAAGUGUUUUCGACAGAAAAAUUGAAAAACAGUUACAUCUUAAUGAUGAAGGAUUAAGGAAAAAAUUUUUCACAGCUCUCGAAGAUUUACGAAUACAUGGACCACCUGGUAUAUCACGGCAUCCAGGACCAAGCCAUAUAAGCUAUCAGUGGAUUUGUGAUAUUUGGUUAAAACAUCAUUUAGGUCUUGUACAGCUUAUUCCUAUAUUUUCAAUUCGACGUGUGGAUGGUCGAAUGUUGUCUAGUUUAAUCACAUAUAAACGUUCAAAACAUUACAUUCAGCAUAAAAAUAGACUAAAAAGUAAAGAUAUUCAUCACAAUUGUAAUAACAAUAAUAAUAGCCAUAAUAUAAUCAUUUCUAAUCCUAAUGGUGAUUUUCCUGUUUCAAAUCCUUCACAACAGAAUCUUAUCAAUUUGAAAAAUAAUCAAAUUAAUGGUAGUAAGAGUAGUAAUAGUGAUAAUGUUAGCAAACAUUCUAGUAUUAAAAGUAUUUCGUCUGUAUCUUCUACAAGCAGCUUAACUAACGCUGUUCAAGAUUCCAGCAGUCAUAUUGAUAGCAGUAACAAAUAUGAUAAUGAUAAUGAAUAUAUUGAACGUAAUUGGCAAGUUGCUGGACAUAGAGAAAUGUUACAUAUUUUAUUAGGUUUGUCGCAUAAAUCAUCAUCAUCGUCGAGUAGUGGUGCAGAUUUAUCUAUAGAUUCUAGAUAUUUACUUGGCAAAAAAGAGGCUGAAAGUUUACGUACUGCUAUUGAAUUAUUGCAUCAUCAUAAUUUCAAUAUAGAGCUGAUAGAACAAAUUCGUGCUAAAUCUGAUCUUUCCGAGUUAGAUCUUUUGUAUUGGACAAAUGAUCAUAUUGUUAAGUGGUUAUCCGAUUUGGGUUUAAGUGAUUUUGUGCAUGGAAUUAAUGCAAGUGGUUUACACGGUGCAUAUAUGGUACUUGAUACAACGUUCGAUUUCAAUACAUUGAUUAAACGUUUGCAUAUACCAUUGAAUGUUGCAGUGAUGUGUAAAUUAGAGGAGAAUUUACAACGAAUAUUGAAACCAGCUAGAAUUCGUGAAGGUAUAUCUACUAAACAGCAUAGAAUCUUUCGUCGACGUAGUAUUAGUCGGCUGAACUGUACAAACAGUAUAAUGCAACGUAGUAUGACAUCAACCAAUACAAUCAAUGGAAGUUGUUCAUCGUUGAUAAAUUCAUCAGAAUUCCUAACCAAAUCAUCUACAGAUAAUAAUAGUUAUAAGCAUUUAAAAAUGAAUGGAGAUGUAUAUAAUAUGAAUCAUAACAAAAAUACUGUCAUAACAUCUCUUACUAAAACUGAUGUUAUUCGCGAUGCUGAAUCAUUGAAUCUGACCGUUAAGGAUAUCGAUUUAACACUAAAUAAUCCAAUUGGAUUGACGCCGAGACGCGAGAAACGUCGGAUUCUAACAGUUACCGGUGAUUUAAUGAAUUCUAAUCGUUUAACACGUGUAUUUACACGUGGUCAUAAGACAUCAAAUGUCAAUGAGCAGUCAAAUAAAUCACUACUAAAUACACAAGUAUCCAAACAAUUAUCAGUAAUGGGAUUGAAUAAUAAUAAUAAUGGCAUUAAUUUUAACAGUUCCAAUGAUAAUUUAGACUGGUCAUCUGACAUUGAAGAUAAGUCAAGCACUUUAGUAAGAAAAACAUCUGAUAAAAGUUCAGACAAUUCUUCUGCAUUAAAACAAUUAAAUUCAUUAGAUUGUAAAAAAUCUACUCCACCUAGACAAGUUGUUCAGCCUCAUGAAGCUCCACUUCUUGAUCCUUUUGGUUCUGAUUGUGGCAAGCCUCGUUUACGGAUUCUCCUAGGACAAACAAAUCGUUUAAAUUCUCUAACUGGAAUAUCUUCAACAUCAAAUAUGAAAUUUAAUCCCAAUACCACAUACAAAAAUAUCUCAGAUCAUAAAAAUAAUUUGGUUAGUCACCAGUCUCUAGCAAAAUCCUGUAUGACAUCUACAUUUACUGCCACAAGUCUUGUAUCAAAAGGAAGUACGAAUUCAAUCAAUAGUAUCUCUUCUUCGUAUAUAAUCCCAAUUAGUAAAACAGAUUUUUAAAAUCUACCCAUAAUUAUUUUCAAUAAAUUCUACGAAACAGUAUUUCCUUCAUUGUAUUUUUUUCUCCCAUGUGAUUUAUUCACUCUUUGGAUAUUUUUUAUACUUUAGUACAUCAUCACUAAUGUAGACAACCAAGUUACUGCAUUGAUUCUGUCAUUUUAUCAUGAACCUUUAUUUGUUCAACAGUAAAUAUUUCUAUAUUAAGGUGGCCCUAAUGAUGGCUACCAAUUUUUUUUAUCUUGUAAUUGUACAGAAACAAUAUAGAAAAACUCAAUGCAUAAUUCAGUCCGUUCGCCCUACGUUUUGUGCUUAAAAAUCAAUAGAUUAUGUAAACAAAAAGAGAAUUCAGCAAUUGCUGCAGGAUUAUUAUUAUUAUUAUUAUAUUAAGAUUCACGUCACCAAAAUUAUUCGUACAUGUAUACAAUAUGAAAGAUAAUAUAUCUAUAAUAUGUAUAUAUACUACUUAAAAUGAAUGGGCUUUAUCAUAUGUAUCAUUUUUGGUCACUGCUAUUUCAUUUUCUUUCAUAAUCUACAAUGGAUUGUUUUAAUAAUCAUUAUAUUUUCAUUUCAUCAUUAAAUGUUGGAUUUGUAUGAUAUUGAACUUAUUCGAAUCAUACUAUGAAAAUGUAAAUUGAUGAUUUUUCUAUCUAUAAUUUAAAUGUAAUUAAAAUAUCGAAUUAAUUGGGGUUUUUUAAUCUUCAAUGUUUAAUAAUAAAACUUUGAUUUGUUUAUACGCCUCUUAAAUUAAUUAAUCGUUAAAGUAAAAUUUCUACUCCUUUCCUUUUCACUUUUUUUAAAAUGUGAGUUAGGAGACACUGUCAAAAAACAAAUAUUUUUGUUCCUGUUAUUAAGGUUUCCUUCUUACAAAUUUAACUAAACAUGACACAUGUGAUUUUACACGUAAACAAUAUGAAGGUGAUAUACUAAUUGGAAGUGGAGACUAGUUCAAUGGCUACUACAGCAUCAAGUACCUUCAUUUAUUGAAUGUUUGACUUUGAAAAUUGGCUUUUGGAUGUCCAUCAGGUUGCUCAUUUGCUAAAAUGCAAUGGGAUUUUUUUUAACUAUGGUUAGAUAACUAUCUUUCUAACAUGUAUAAUUUCUAACAAAAAAGCUGUUUAACUGAACAAAUAUCUUUCUAUAACUGGUGAGGAAUUCUUCAGCCCUCUUAUCUGUAAUCUAUUUUCCAGUUCAGUAAGUUUAAUAGAUUAAAUAAUCG
This is a messenger RNA of Schistosoma rodhaini, 4327 nucleotides long. Lineage: Eukaryota; Metazoa; Platyhelminthes; Trematoda; Strigeidida; Schistosomatidae. The record is from the annotation of a GenBank genome assembly.